Emiliania huxleyi CCMP1516 is the source of this 2614-nucleotide messenger RNA. RefSeq lists its product as hypothetical. Gene Ontology annotation, cellular component: nucleus. NCBI's taxonomy places the organism in Eukaryota, Haptophyta, Isochrysidales, Noelaerhabdaceae. The transcript has 10 exons. Gene Ontology annotation, molecular function: histone methyltransferase activity; zinc ion binding; protein binding. The record is from RefSeq and is a predicted model, not a curated record. Bases 1 to 2385 code for a protein of 794 amino acids.
AUGAGCCACGCCGUCGACGACCUCGUGGCGCUCGGGGCUGUGGCGGCGUCAGCUUCGCGCGCCGAUGAGGGAGGCUCGCCAGCGGCGCCUCCUCGCGGCCGGCCUCACCUCAACUACGUCCAGCUCGCCAACCGGCAGGUGGUGCCCGUGCCGCGCUCGCGCCUCGCGCCGGCGACGGAGGCCGACACGGACGCUUGCGCCGGUGCGAGCGUCGAGCUCGCGCCGACGCCUCAACUGGUGGAGCUGAUGGCUCUCCCUUCGGAGCUCGAGCGCCAGUCCCUGCUCUGCCAGCCCCUGCUGCGCCAGCCCCUGCUGCGCCAGCCCCUGCGGUGCAGCUCUUUGGCGCGGCAGCCGGAGCCGCUGCGCAAGGGCUCGCCUCCGAGAGGCGGGCGAGGCGGUGAGGGAGGAGGCGGUGAGGGAGGCGGUGAGGGAGGAGGCGGUGAGGGAGGCGGUGAGGGAGGCGGUGAGGGAGGAGGCAGUGAAGAGGAGCGCGGCGCCGGCGCGCUGCAGGCGUGGGCGGAGCGGCGGUGGCCAGCCUUCGAGCGGGCGGCCCGCACGUGCGACGUACUCGUCGACGGCCGAGCCACGGCGACGCUGCUUGGUCUGGUGGCGCCGCGAGGCGGCGAGGAGAUGGCUGCAGUGAGCGGGUACGGCUGCGAGAGGCCUGUUCUCGUGCGGGCGGGCCGGUGCGAGGUGGCAGCUGUCGCCGUCCUCUCGAGCGGGGCCGGCCGCUGCCGCGUGACGUGGGCGGACGGCGUCGAGAGCGAGGAGGCGGAGGCGCGGGUCGGAGGCACGGCGGCCGCGUCUUCGCCUCCGCCCCUCGCGCUACGGGAGGCGGCUACACACGAUGCUGCUACACACGAUGCUGCUACACACGAUGCUGCUACACACGAUGCUGCCGCCGGAGGGGCGCUCUCCUCCGAGCCGGGCCCCUCCCCCGAGCCGGACUCGCCCGAGCCGGACUCGCCCGAGCCGGGCAGGUGGCGGCUGCUUCUCUCGCGGCUGAGCGAGUCCGCUCGGGACGCGCUGGCCAGCGACGCCGCCGAGUGGGGGUUCGGGCCCGGCAGGCGAGGCUUGGCGCCUCAGUGGAGCGCGGGCGAGGCUGCGCUGCUCGAGCGGCACGCCGCAGACGGCUCGCACCUCGCGCUCGCCGCUGUGGCGCUGCUGCUCGGCCGCUCACCGUCGUACCUCCGCAGGCGCUGGCAGCAGGCCCGCGUCGAGCGCGCCGUCGCAGGCGCGGCGGUCCCGCCAGCCCAGCCAACGGCGUGGGACCUGCUCUCGCUCGAUUGCGGGCCCGAGCUCCCCGCACCGCUCCGCGCGCACCUCAAAGCUCUCGAGGCGAGGCAGCAGAGGCGAGCAUUGGCCGAGCCUCGUCGCGUUGCCUCAGCCGGCGACGUCUGCAAGCCCUGUUGCGCCGGGCCACGCGGCGGCGGUUGGGGCGAGCCAAGAGGCGGCGAGGCGUGCGGCGAGCCUUGCGUCUUCUUCCAGAUCGACGACAUCACGCACGAGGUCCCCGGCGGGCGGCCUCGGCCGGGCCAGCACCGCGUGCCCGUCUCCGCCAUCAACGAGCUCGACUCGGAGCCGCUGCCGAGCAUCUCGUACCUGCACGCGUGCGUCGGCGGCGCGGACGGCUGCGGCGGCACGGUGGAGAUCGAGGCGCAGCCCGGGUUCCUCACGGGGUGCGCGGGCGAGUGCGAGUCCGGCUGCUGCUUGUGCGCGCGCGAGCAAGGCACCGCCAUGGGGCACGGCGGCGCGCGCUUUGCGUAUGGGCCGGGCGGUCUACUGCGGGCCGCGCCGGACGCGCUGCUGUACGAGUGCAACUCGGCUUGCGCUUGCGGCGCCGGCCGGGCUGCAGGCGAGGCCGCCCCUGACGCAGAGAGAGGCGAGGUCUUGUGCGGUUGGAGCGUAGGGGUCGACUGCCGGAACCGCAUCGUGCAGCGCGGGGUCUUCAAGACGCUGCACAAGGGGUGGGCUGUCCGGCCGCUCGAGCCGAUCGAGGAGGGCCGGUUCGUGUGCGAGUACACGGGCGAGAUCAUCGCGUCCGAGGAGGCGGAGCGGCGCGGCGUCAUCUACGACGCGCAGGGCUUCUCGACCCUCUUCGACCUCGACGUGGCGGGGGCAGACAACGAGUACACGAUCGACGCCAACGACUCGUGCGGCGUCGCGCGCUUCCUCAACCACUGCUGCGAGCCGAACCUGCGGCCGCACUCGGUCUGGGUGGACCACCCGUCGCCAUCGCUGCCGCGGAUCGCUUUCUUCGCCGUCCGGAGGAUCGAGGCGUACGAGGAGCUCACCUUCGACUACAAGUACGACAAGGACGAGCAGGCGGGCCACAAGAUCGAGUGCCAGUGCGGCGCGCCGCGCUGCCGUCGCUGGCUGCGUUGAACCGGCCUCUCUCGCGCCACGUGAAGCCAGCACCACGCGCCUUCCGCCUCGCACCAAUCCCGGCAGCCCGGCACGCGGCAGAGGAGGGGUGCGGGGGCUGGCCAGCGACCUCGCGCUCCUCGGCGAGCCCCGUAGUACGCCGUCCACGGCCGUGCCCGGGAGUGGAUAUCGCUCGAGCGUCGAGGCUCGUGUGCACGACACAUCAAUCAUCAUUUCAUACCGUAAAUGU